AUGCCUAAAGGACGAUUUGAUCAAGCUUCAUCCAAUGUUCAAUGGAUGGUUAUUCGUAAUAAUUCAUCAUUUUUACGUAAACGAAAAUUGGGCACAUUCACAACAGAACCAAAUAAUUUAAAAAAUCGUAAUAGCUUCCGUUUGAAUGGUCUUAUUCAUCCAAAAGUUGUUGGAGUUGAAGCUGCUAAGGAUGGAAAAGGUGUCGUUUUUUCAACAGGCAGCAUUAAAAAUGUAAAAAAACCAACCAAACGUUUUCAUAAGGUUAAACUUACCAAGGAUUCACGUCGUGCAUUAACCACUAUCCGACGAACAAUCCGUAAACAGCAUUAUCGUAAAGAUCUUAAGAUGGCUGCCCUUCGUCGAGCAUCUGCAUUACUCCGUGGCCAAAAAUUAGCUUUAACUACUCCAACAGCAACUACUACUGGAAAACGUGCAGGAAAAGCCGCCGCUGCAACAACAUCCUCAUAA
Molecule: messenger RNA, 468 nt
Organism: Rotaria socialis
Lineage: Eukaryota; Metazoa; Rotifera; Eurotatoria; Philodinida; Philodinidae
Source: the annotation of a GenBank genome assembly